AUGGCAGGCACAACCCAAGAAUCGGCAGUCGCGAAGGAUGACUUGAAUAUUCCACUUAUAGACUUUGGACAAUUUUUGUCGAAUGACCCCGCCGCGAAACAGACAACCGCCAAAGCAGUCCUCGAAGGCUUCCAGAAGACUGGCUUCGUAUACCUCAAGAACCACGGCAUAUCGCCAUCCACUAUAUCCACCGUCUUCGCCAACAGCGCCAAAUUUUUCGACCGCCCACAAGACCAGAAGGAUGCUCUGGCCUGGUAUUCUGCCGCCGCGAAUAGAGGAUAUGUCGCACAAGGGCGCGAGAAGCUCGUUGUGCUCGAGGAAACAGGCACGGAAGCAGAGCUUCGCAAGAUCGUACCCGAUUUGAAAGAAAGCCUGGAAAUUGGGCGUGAUGAUCAGCCCGAGACGCCCAACAUGUGGCCCAGCGGAGACGAAGACGCGAAGGUCUUCAAGAAAGAGAUGAUGAACUUCUUCGACACAUGCAAGAGCUUGCAUAUGCAGGUUAUGCGCGCGAUCGCAUUGGGUAUGGGCAUACAAGAGAGCUGGUUCGAUGAGUUCACAGAUGCGGGUGACAAUACGCUGAGGCUGCUGCAUUAUCCUGGCGUGUCGAAGAAGAUCUUCAAGAGGGAUGACGGGCAAUUGCAGGUCAGGGCUGGAGAACACAGCGACUACGGCUCAAUCACUCUUCUAUUCCAGGACGUCCGUGGCGGUCUGCAAGUCCGCUCGCCCAAGGGCACAUUCGUAGACGCCACACCCAUCGAAGGCACCAUUGUCGUCAACGCCGGUGACCUGCUAGCGCGAUGGUCCAACGACACCAUCAAAUCGACACUGCACCGGGUAGUAGAGCCGCCACCAAAGCCUGAGGAUGCCGACAAAGACGUGUACCCGCCGCGAUACUCGAUUGCGUACUUCUGCAAUCCGAACUAUGAGCGCAUGAUACAGGCGAUUCCGGGGACGUAUGAGGAGGCUGGAAGGAAGUAUGGCGAUAUCCAGAGCGGGGAGUAUUUGAUUCAGCGGUUGACGGCGACGUUUUAAGUAUUGUGUGAUGAAUGAAAUGAAUGUCUAUCC
Parastagonospora nodorum SN15 is the source of this 1065-nucleotide messenger RNA. RefSeq lists its product as hypothetical. Gene Ontology annotation, molecular function: dioxygenase activity. NCBI's taxonomy places the organism in Eukaryota, Fungi, Ascomycota, Dothideomycetes, Pleosporales, Phaeosphaeriaceae. The record is from RefSeq and is a predicted model, not a curated record. Bases 1 to 1032 code for a protein of 343 amino acids. The transcript is spliced from 3 exons.